UGGGUAUCGUGGCAUAGGUAUUGACGCGUUACUGCACCCAGGAAGGUCACUCAUGAUAUGAAUCGAGGAUAUGGAGCAGAGCACACUUGCAACUCAUGCAAGAAUACUAGUUGCUCCGUUUUUGCCACAUCCCUUCCUAAUGUUGUUGUGCGCUUUGAUGUUGUCUUCAAGUUGGCGUCGAGGAGUGAACUACUGUCAAUCCAAGGAUGACACGCGCUGCUGGAGGCCGACGGCAAGGAGAUUUGGAUGUAUGAUCAACGGCGAAUCUGCUGAAUGGGAUGCUAGACAAUUGAAUAGACGGUAUUAGCGCCACAGGGAGAGGACCGAGUUGGAAAAUGUUGAAAGGACGCUGAGUCGUGGCGUAGGCGAAUGGGUAUGCUUACCAAUCUCUGGAGGUCGAAUCCGGGUUGUGCUGCGCCAGUCUGUGCUAACGAGAAGGGAAGAGAUCCAGCAUACGAGAGAAAAUGCGCAAGU
This is a messenger RNA of Suillus subalutaceus, 474 nucleotides long. RefSeq lists its product as uncharacterized. The transcript has a single exon. Bases 71 to 307 code for a protein of 78 amino acids. NCBI's taxonomy places the organism in Eukaryota, Fungi, Basidiomycota, Agaricomycetes, Boletales, Suillaceae. The record is from RefSeq and is a predicted model, not a curated record.